UAUGCUGUUGCUGUCCGAUGGUUCGGUCGUCGCCGUCGUCGUUGGCCACCUUUUUGAUGUGUCGUGCCCUCUUCCUGAACCACAUACCGCCGUUUGUUGAGUUUGUGCGUCCUGGACUGGAGAGGCGACUGCACUGUGAGAGCGGGUGUGUUUAAAUAGCACCACGCACCGGCCAUGUAUGAGGCGAGUGACGGCUGACGAAUCGGGUCUAUAGGCGCACGUUGCCAACGAAGAAUAUUUGCCAUCUACGCCAUAUUGGAUCGUGACUCUACUACCUGAUCGCACUCUGGUUCCUUGUGAACUUUGUAUUCCAUUCUCUCUCUCUCUCUCUCUCUCUCUCUCUUUCGCUCUCCAUCUUAUCGGCGUAGAGAAGAGUCCUGUCCCGUCCUAUCGUGCCCAGAGAGUCACGACUACCAGCGAAUCAUCUACGGCCAUUGGGAGUGCAUUCCGUUCGCGCUUAGCGCCGGCUCUGGCGUGACCGAGUGAUGUUUUUUUUUUUUUCGAUGGUUCGGUCAAGAACAAAGUGUGAAGUGAACAAACAGGCCGAUUGUUGUUGAUGUUCGCAGUCCGGCAACAAAUAACGUCCUCCUGGGAAGUGUAUUCGUGGCUUAACCUACUAGACCCUGGCGUGGGACACACAGCGGAAACGGUAUCGACUCCAAAUCUCACCUCCUCGCACCUUCAACGUAACCAGUGUAGUCAACACAGUGUAGUCAGGCGGCCCCAACCCCCCCCCCCCCCCUCCCGCGUGGUUAUAGAAUGCUCGCACACAGGACCACCACCAGUUUUGGCUAAAAAUAGUGAGUCCGAGAUAUUUUUACCAGCAUCUCAUCGCCGCGCACGCCAGUAGCAACGUAGCAGACGCAGCAGGCUUCUUAUUCUCCCCCAAAUGGUCCAAGUGGUGUAUCGGUGUGUACCGGCAGUGCCAAGCACGCGUGUAUAUGUGUCAUUAAACCGAUGACUCAAAAGGUGAUACGCAUUAACUCUAGCCAGAACCAGAAGGUGGUGGCGUGACGAUUUACGAAUUUCGUACCAAAGCGUACCAAAGUUUGCUUGUAAGGUGUUUGUCUAGAAGGUGUGGUGUUGGUGUUUGCGGACUAUUUGGAGUGAACCCCUUCGUCGUAUCCUUGAUCUGAUCGAGCCACGCACACAGUUUCCAUGUGCACACUGGCAACACUAGCGAGCUCCCGGGCAACAACAACAACAGGCUUUGCGAGCGGAAGGAUGGGCUUGGACGCACUGCAGCACAGACAGGGAAGUGCGGGCAGUGCCGGUAGUGGGGGUGAUUCGGGUGGCGACAGUCUUGGCACGUCUCCCACGGCCCUACACUGGUACUAUCUGGCCAACUUGGAUACACUUUCGAGCGAUUCGCUACAGAGCUCGAAACUGUUCCCACCGACUGUCUGGGCUGGAGGGGAGUCUAUCCAUUCGCGACUCACCAGGGCCAGAUCACCAACGGCGACGAGACACGAAGAACGUUCCACGCAAGACGACGAGGAUGAUGAGGAUCGUCCGGAUUCGCCAUUGUUGGCCGACGAGCUAGCGGAGCUGUGCGACCAGUUCGUUGAUCUGGGACUGUUCUCCGGAUACAAUGGUGAUGGUGGUGGAUUCCAGGCGCCAGGAUUCGGUGCACAUACGAGCAGCCUCGGUAACAAUCAUGUUGGUUCCCACCUGUACGGUGUCCUUUCGACUCGACCGAGAGACCAUGGAUUAGCAUUAAGUGGUGCAAGCUAUGGACGAGCGGUUUCACCUUCGCGUACCGGCCAUCUUCCAGCAUCGAAGCCGCAACUGCCACUGACGCGGCCAUCCUUGCAGCAACAUCAUCCUCAGCAGCAGCAGCAGCAGCAGCAGCAGUACUACCACCAUCAUCAUCAACAACCCUUGCAUUCGGGAGUAGCUGGUGGGCUGGGCAGUGCGCAUCUUGCCUGUCAGCAUUAUCAGCACGAUGCCUUUGAGCAUCACCACCAUCAUCAUCAUCAUCACUUGCCGUCGCAUCAUCAUCACCAGAACGUGAUUCCAGCGCUUCACUCGCCGCCGGCACAUUCUACAUUGCAGCAGCAGCAGCUACAGAAUGGAAAUGGCAGCAAGUACAGCAAGGUGCCUCCGGUGAACUAUCUGUGCCAUUUGUGUUUCAAGAAGGGACACUACAUACGCGACUGUCCUCAGGCUCGCCCGAAAGCGGAAGGGAAAACACCGUACCAGGGCAAGAAGCGUUGCUUCGGCGAGUACAAGUGUCCCAAGUGUAAGCGAAAGUGGAUGUCGGGCAACUCGUGGGCAAACCAUGGCCAGGAGUGCAUCAAGUGUCACAUCAACGUGUAUCCGCACAAACAGCGUCCUCUGGAGAAACCGGACGGGUUGGAUGUGUCGGAUCAAUCGAAGGUCCAUCCACAGAUGUUGUGUGAGAAGUGCAAAACGCUCGGUUACUAUUGCCGAAGAAUACAGUAGCAGAAUGAUGAUGAAACGAAAGAUGAAACCGAAAGAUCAAUCCAUCCACCGCUCACCGAACAAACACACCGCCACACCGCGCUGAAGAAGAAGAAGCUGUCCUUCUCUCAAUUUGUACAUAAUUCACUCGACGAAAGCGAUCUUUUGAUCGCGCCCCAGCAGCACCAUUAGAGAACCAAAUCGACCUAUUUUACGAAUCCUCCAGUCGCAGCCGAGUACUGCGAUGAAGUCCGAUCUUAGAAAAUGAGGGGGUGUGACCGAUCAAGGUCCUGGGAGACCUCCCCGACCCCCCGCCUUAACCCUCGCUCGCAUACGCUAUGUAUGAUUUGUAUUAUUUUUUGAACGUCAAAAACUGGAAUCCGACCCCGUCUGCGUAUCGUGGAGAUGGCGGAAGCAAAUGAAAAAUCCAAACGAGUAUGGCCGCAUGGCAAAAAAGGCCGGAAUCGACAAACGAUGGAAGUAGUUUUAUUGAAUAAAAAUCAUGUACUGGAUUCAUAGAAAGCAAUCCACGAUGCUGA
Molecule: messenger RNA, 2963 nt
Organism: Anopheles aquasalis
Lineage: Eukaryota; Metazoa; Arthropoda; Insecta; Diptera; Culicidae
Product: lateral signaling target protein 2 homolog
Molecular function (GO): nucleic acid binding; zinc ion binding
Source: RefSeq, a predicted model, not a curated record